Messenger RNA from Lotus japonicus, 956 nucleotides. RefSeq names its product protein DMP7. Bases 230 to 841 code for a protein of 203 amino acids. The transcript has a single exon. The record is from RefSeq and is a predicted model, not a curated record. Lineage: Eukaryota; Viridiplantae; Streptophyta; Magnoliopsida; Fabales; Fabaceae. Gene Ontology annotation, biological process: endomembrane system organization.
AUUAUAGUUGAGAUAACAAACGUUUAAUGCCAAAGUUCAAAGAUAGUGCAUAUAGAAACCACACUAACAAAACCUGAACACAUAAAUAAAACUGAAAAAACCAAUAUUUUCUAUCUGUCAUAGAUUUAGUCAUGAAUUUCUUGAUUAAAAUCCAAAGCACACCAUGAUUCAAGAACAAAAUAACAAAAUCUGAAAACAAGAGAUUCAAGAAAAAACAACAAUUUUUUCCAUGGAUGUUCAUGUGGAUACUCAACAACCCCUUUUAGAAAACGCACCCUUACCUCAAAAAACACCCAAAACACCAGCACAAAAGACAAUGAGAAAAGCAUUCAAAGGCACAACACAUUUGGCAAAGCUUCUUCCAACAGGAACCGUGCUCAUAUUCCAGACUCUCUCACCGGCAAUCACACACCGAGGCCAAUGCCACACGCUCACAAGCAAAGCCAUGACUAUAUGUCUCUUAACCUUUUGCGCCUUCUCGUGCUUCAUUUUGUCUUUUACUGACAGCUUCAGGGAUGAGAGGGGGAAAGUUCGAUAUGGGGUUGCUACGAUGAAGGGGAUUUGGAUUAUGGAUGGAUCAGUGACGCUUCCGGUUGAUGAGGCGGCGAAAUACAAGCUAAAGUUCAUUGAUUUCUUCCACGCUUUCGCGUCCAUUUUGGUUUUUGUGGCAGUUGUGUUGUUUGAUCAGAGUGUGGUGAGGUGCUUUGUUCCGGGGCCUUCAGCGGAGACCAAAGAACUUCUGGUUGCAUUGCCGAUUGGGAUUGGGUUGGUGUGCAGUGUUUUGUUUGUUUUGUUCCCUAGCCAAAGACAUGGGGUUGGUUUUCCUCUCUCUCGCAAUUGAUUAUUUCUAUUGGAUCAUAUUCUUUAAUUUUAAUCGUAAUUCAAGUGGUAGGUGUUUAUUUUCAUUUUAAGUUAGGUAUCGGUUGGAGUGUUAUUUAUGAAAAAUCCUCAUUUGG